ACGGACCCUGCAAUCGUAAAUGUCUGUCAGUCAGGCACGUCAAUAUUUCGCAGAUUUCCCUGAACCCCGAAAAUUCCAAUCCAAUUCAUUUUUGGUUUAUUGGAUUUUUGUGAUAAUUGUGUAGCACAAACUAUUCCAAAUAUAAUAGAAUUUGUGUUUAAUCUGUCCCUGAAAACUAAUAAGCAGUUGUUGAUAUUCGAGCGUAAAUAUUAUGUCUACACUUGUGUAAUGAUUGAUUUUUGAGUUUAUUUUAUUUACGGUGGCUUAUUGAUUUGAAUUGCUAAGAAAUCACCCUACCUGUGACGCUGCUCCGUUAUUUAGUGUAUUGGGCGGUGUUACAAUGUGAUAUGUGAAGUAGAUUUCGGUUAUUCAGUCAUGGAUGAAAGUAUAAAGACCUCCCCUUGCAAGGAGUGCACUGUGCGGGAGGAUGCGGGCUCCCUGCCCGGCGAGCUGGACCACCUGCGCCGGCUGCUCGCUGAGCGAGACACGCACAUUGUGUCGCUAGAGUCCGAGUUCAUAAAGUGCAACUCCAAGGCCAACGAACUUGAGGAGCAACUCGGCACGUGGAGGGAGAAAUACGACAGGCUGUACGACUCACACAAGCGGGUUCAAAAGCUGAACCAGGUAUUAGAAGACAAGCUCCUACAUAUGGUGGACAAGAUGAAGAGUGAGAAGAGCCAGCUCACGAAGGACAUAGCGACCCUGUCCGUGCGGCUCGCCGAGUCCAAGCACAACUAUAGCAUGCUGCAGAAGGAAAAUGAAAGGUACAAGAAUGACAUGAAUUUAGCUAUCCAGCUUCUGCAGUGCAAACCGGAUAAUUUCGUCUCACACAAAUUGGACAAUCUGCCAGUAGACACACAGGCUCGCGUCUCUCAGUACGUGAUGUCCAAGUCGAAGCCCGGCACUCCUGGCGGCUCCUCGCACUCCAAGAACGGCAAUGAAAUAGAAAGCUUCGACGCCAGUGAGUAUGAGUUCAACAUCUCUGCCUCCCUCAUGUCCAAGAUCCUCGAGGACAGCAUCCAGGACACCGUCACUAAGCAUUGUGAUACUUGUACAUGCUCUAACUCGCAAACCAAACCGUUCUGCUACAGCGAUACUUACUACUCUGUGGCUACGCAGACAGUCAUAAGCGGGGAGAUGAAAAAUUCACUCUGUCUAAACUGUAACUCCGAUCUCAAGUCGAUUCAUUCUAAUCUGAGUCACAGGAGCGGAUCGCCUCAUGGGUUGAAGCUCAUGAAUGAUAGGUUGCCGAUGCAUGGGUUGCCGAGCCCUAUGUAUAUUAUACCGCAGCCGGCGGUCGAUCUACUGCCAAAGAUACCGCUUGAGCCUGAACCGGUAAAGGUUAACAAAGAACCUGAGGUGCCGAUUGAAGUGACAAAGACUGACGAAAUGAAAACGCUCGAAGCGGCCAUACAAAAAGAAGUCAUUUACAAAAUAGGUGAAGACCUGAAACAACUAAGAAAGAAUAAUGGCAUGGACAUGGAGCCGGCAGUGCACCAUAAACUCUGUGAUCGAACUAAAACGCCCAUUUCAAGCAAGAAAAGUACCAAUAGCAUAGUAAAUGAUGAUCUGCUUACCAAAGACAUUCCGAUUGCCAAAGAAACCAAAGCUGUAACUGAAAACCAAAUAAUGCUAGAUAAUAUUAGUAUUAGGAAGAAUUCUUUAAGUUCAAUGGGCGCUGUUAGCAGAACAUCUUCUGUCGCGAAAUCUACAUCCAGCACGUACAAGUCUAAUACACAAGUAGGUCCAGGCCCUAGGUUCUGUUCCUUGCGAAUGCAAGCGGGCUCCAAAAACAUUCUGCUGGAUAAUGCCCAGCCAGAUGUUCCUCCCGUCUUAUAUAGACGUCAGAGCAAGUGCAAUGACGCUACAAUAUUUAAAGAACCAGCUGAUGGCAUUGACGCUUUCCCAGAUACCGCCAAAAAUAACCUUGAAGAUGCUAACAAUACUUUUGACAAAAUUGAUAGUAACAUAGUGGUAGAAAGUACGUUAGUAGAUGUACACGUUGAUAAUAACGUAAAGGAGUCGAAUGCUGUUAUUAAAAAUACUCCGCUCAUUAAUCCUAUUUUGAUGAAUGUAUCAUCGUCGCCAUUGCAGCCACUAAAAACUCAUAAUUUCUCAAAUGGAUCUGAGAAAAAUAAUAAUCAGGAAAAUAGUGUAACCAGCGUUAAAAACAAUACAGAGCUCGAUAAAUUAUUGAAUGAUUUUAAUUUUAUAAACAACAACACUUCUGAUAGUGUUGAUAAGUUCAAAGACAGCGAUUGUAUGUCAACACAAAACAAACCCGAUUUAUUUCCACCCACUGAUAAUCAAGAAGUGAAAAUAUUUAACUUUGAUCGAUAUGAACAAAACAAGUUGCUUGUUAAGUUUGCUAACCCUAUCAGAAAGAUAGACAUGUCAAAACUAAACUCUUUAGAAAACACAAAAAUAUCCAAAGAUCACGUACCUCAAGGAGAGCUACCCAAAUUGAUUAAAAAAGAUAACAAUGUGAAACCAAAUCUGCACACAGUCGUCAAUGUUUAUCCUAACUUGACGCAAACACAUUUGAAAGUGAAUGAAAAUAAGAAAGUAUUUACCAACGAACAAAGCACAAGUUCUCUAUCUAGCGAUGACAGCGCCGCGAUACUGCAAAAGCAGCAACUACUAAGAGUGGCGGAGUGGGUAGAACAGAAUCUCGAGCAGCAAAACAACUUCAAUGAUCCAUUGCUAGAAGACGAUGCUUCGUUCAAUGCGAAAAUAGCGAGACGUGAGAGUAGACUCCAUAGACUUACCACGACGCUAAACGAAUUGGCUUUGAACAUGCCCCACCCUGUCAGUAAAUAUGCUAAGCCGUACACUGUAAGAGAAGACCAUAAAAAAUGGGUGCAUCAUAAUAAUACCGAUACACAGAACUCCGCAAUACCGGUAAACAAUAGUUCUAAAGCUGUUAACAUAAAUAAUGUGUCUAAAGAGACCACAUUCCCGGCCGAGUGUAGCGUCUCCAAUGAUAAAGAAGCAGACGAGAUGGCUAUGCAGAUAGACAGCAUGAACUCUAGCGAGUACGAUCUGUCAAAGAAUUUAAACGAUGUCAUUAACGGUGACAAGGAAAUAACCGCUGAAGAUUUGGCAAGGAUGGAGUACAAUGUGAAGAAGUUCUUGCUGAGCGGGCCGCAGUGGGCCAACCCUGAGUCGGUUGGAAGAAGCCGACGGACUAGCAGCAAAACCGAGACUGAUGUAUAAUUCCACUGUAGCUAGAACACAGAUACUCUGUAACAUUCCAUUUGCGUACCUAGUGCUUGGUACCUAGUAUAGGCUCGUUAUUCUAUAAGCUACAUCGCCGCAAAUAUUAUUGGCUAGAGGAAAUUAACAACUCUUUGUAUCAAUGGAGAUAUCAGAUUGUCUUGUCGCUUAUGUUAUUAAUAAACAUGGUGGCAUAUUUAUUUAGGACUUUAGUACUUUCUUCGCAUCACAUUUCCUGCUAUAAUAUAAUUUGCUAAGACGCAAAAUAUGCUAAAAUAUGUUUCCUAGACUAGUUCAGUGUUGUAUACUUAUUGUUGUGAAUGUUUAUCAGAAUAAAGGCUGCCAAUAAUUUAAAUGUAUCGUCUAGUGUAGUAACUGAGAGUAUUAAAUCACGAAUUACUGAGAUGCUUCAAAAUUGUGAUAUAUGCAAUAAUUGCAUAGAAGAGUCUUGUCGUAAGGUGAUGCACAAAUGGAAGAUACUAUUGUCGUAGUUAUCGUAUUAGGUGUAGUCGUCAUCGGAUGUAAAGUGUGUUGUGUACCCGAUGUAGCCUUUAUUUCUGUGACUGUAGUCGGUAUACAGUCGAUCUAUCUAGACGACAUUGUAUUUUUGUCUCAGCGAUAAUUAUUAUUAUAAUCUUCCAUCUUCUUUACUGUAAUGGCUCACAAUAAACAGCCUCUAUAAUCUAUGAUACACACAAUGAAUAUACCUACAUAGUACAUUAUACAAAGGAAUAUUACAGUCCAAGUUGAUGCCGUCGAUGUUUAGCUAAUAUUUCUAGGAGUAAAUACACUUGUAACAUGCCUUCGCCUCACAAUGUACAACUUAUUUAUAAAUCAGCUGAAUACACGUUAUUAUAAUUAAGUAUAUCAAACUUAUAUUAUAUCGGAGGAAUAUUUUUCUUUCCUCGUAGGUAUUUAUAUGUUUAAAGUCGAAUGUUGUUUUGGUGAGCAGAAUACUACCUGACCUGAUAACAUCACAAUACAUAUAAUAUCUCAUAGUAUAUCUAACAUACAGACAAGGCAAAUAGUGUAAAUUAUGAAAUUCAGACCUGUGAACUAUACAGACAGGAUAAUAAUGUAUCGGUUCAUCAACCGUUGAUUGGUCCAUGAAUUGUUAUAAGACAAAUACAAGAGCAAGACUAGGGUUUCUCAAAGUUAGUUUUGUUCAAAGGAUUGGCCAAUGUUGAAUUAACGUUAGCUAACAGUUUACGGGACAAUCAACGGUUGAUGAAUGGUCUCUGACUCAUUUAAAAUGUACUAUGUGCCCGUAAAAAAAUAUUCUAUGUCAGUGGUUCUGCUAGAUACUUACCUACACCAUCUACAUUUAACAACUAUGAACAGUUUUCCAAAUCACUUACCUACAAUCAUGGGAUAUCAUCAAUAGAAGUCGCGUUAGCCGAUUUUUUGUAAAAUAAAGGGUAUAAAUACUUUUACUAAGUUAGGUUGCACAAGAUUAUCAUUACGUUACAUAUAGGUAAUUAAGUAAUAUUUUUUUGGUAUAUAAUCUCAGAAUGUUUCCUUAUAUACCUUAGGUACAUACAGCAUUUAUUAUUAAAAAACGGCAGAAAAAGUUAAGUUACUUAUUUAAACUAAAAGCAGAAAUGUAUCAAUUCCUAUUGGUGAUAGUCCGUGAUUUAAAUUGAAGAUAUAUUUUUGAAAUUGAUAAUUUUAACUGGGCUGUAUUGUAAGAAUUAGAUAGUAAUAAUAUAUGUUAGAUUGUAGUUUGCCAAUGUGUCUAAUGUUUAUAGGAUCAAGCACAAGUUUUAAGCAUUUAUUUCUAGUUUUGGAUAUUUUAUAAGGGUUGAAACACACAUGUCCUGCCAUUUGACAAAAUAUUUAGCCACCAAUUAUUUUUACGUAAAAGCGCCUAGAUUUUGCUAAAAUGUCUGCUGUAUGCGCUCCCGCCUGGAGGACCCCCACUACUUACAAACUUACCCCUUAUUCAUCAUCAUCAUCAGCCUAUAGCAGUCCACUGCUGGACGUAGGCCUCUCCCAAAACACGCCACUGAAUGCGAUCUUUAGCUUUCCGCAUCCAAUCAUAUUAUUAUCCAGCCACCUUUUGCAAGUCGUCACCCCAUAUAGCCGGAGGGCAUCCCACACUACGUUGGCUAGUCGCGGCCUCCACUCCAGAACACGUUUACCCCAUCGGUCAUCGGUUCUUCGACAGAUGUGACGAUUUAGCUAUUGAACUGUUUUGUCACUCUCAAUAGCUAAAGCGUCCAAUAACAUUUUUCAUGAAUAAAGGUGUUAGCAAUUUAGAAAAUCUAUAAAAAAAACACUUUUUCUUAUCAUUAUUUUCUGAUAAAAGUUACCAUAGUUUCCACUUGAGGCGCCAGUUUCUAUGUGAGAAAACUUUUAUAGAUGUGAAAAGUAACAAAACCCGUACUUGGCCUUCAUGUGUGCGGCAACCCUUAUUUUUGACUAUUCACAUUGUUUCCUUCACUAUUUCUAAUAAGCACAAUUUAUAGUUUUCUUUAGGUGUAAAAUAUAUUUGCUAUUUUUGACUUAUGAGUUUACUAAUAUUUAAGUAUGCCAUAAAGGUGUAAAGACAAAAUUAUUUUAUGAAUAUUUUAUUUUAUUUAAACUGCCAUUUGUGGAUAGGUUUGAGUUAUUUUAUAAGUUUGUGUAUGUAUUUUUUACACAUUUUAUGUACUUAGUCAUACUGCAAAGUUCCUAGCUGUAAUGUUUGUGUUGUAAAAAAUGUGGAAAUAAGAAACUUAUUAUCUCAAUGUGAUUCCAUGGUCUCAUUUUGUUGACGAAUUUAUUUUUAUUUAAUAUUUAUUUUUAAGGUUAAAAAUUGCAAUAUAGAAACGCUUUACAAAAUUGGCUCUAUUUAAAAACAAAUUAUAAAAAGCUUCAACUGGAAUGAUCCGCUUCAGCCACGUAAAUAUGUACAUGUGUUUAUUUAAAUAAAUAAAAUCAUUAUAUUAUGUAA
Plutella xylostella (diamondback moth) is the source of this 6151-nucleotide messenger RNA. RefSeq lists its product as uncharacterized. The record is from RefSeq and is a predicted model, not a curated record. Lineage: Eukaryota; Metazoa; Arthropoda; Insecta; Lepidoptera; Plutellidae.